This is a messenger RNA of Gigantopelta aegis, 1702 nucleotides long. Its product is annotated as TELO2-interacting protein 2-like. Bases 161 to 1648 code for a protein of 495 amino acids. The record is from RefSeq and is a predicted model, not a curated record. NCBI's taxonomy places the organism in Eukaryota, Metazoa, Mollusca, Gastropoda, Neomphalida, Peltospiridae. The transcript is spliced from 2 exons. Gene Ontology annotation, cellular component: nucleoplasm; cytosol; centrosome.
AAACAAAAGAGUUAAUAUUUACUAUUUUGUAAUUAGCUUAGUAUCCGCGAUUUGUAAAAAUUUGAACAGAAAUAUUUUUUUCAUAUUUGUCAAUUUAUAGUAAGACCAACUAUGCAAGACUUUAUUAAAUUAUUUGAUAAAACUUGACCUCGACAAAACCAUGGAUGAAACACCUAGCUGUGAGUGUGAUAAAAAGAUACAUACCGAUACAGAUAAAGGAAUCCUACAGUUGUUUAAGCUGGCUGCAUCGUCACAGAACCAUGUCACUCUGCUGGACAUAUCGGUCAAAAUAGAGCAGCUGUCAGCAGAAUAUAUCUACUCUUGUUUGAAGUCUUCAGUGAUGCCGGAUCUCCUCAUACAAACCAUCAAAACUGCCAUCGUUGGUGAACUACCUGAAAGGGAACAUUGCCAAUAUGAAGAACAAGAUUUUGUUGGCACUGCAGAUAAAACGGACGCAGUUUUAAAAAAUUUUGCUUCCAUAUUUCAUCAUCUGAACAGUCUGGAAUUGCUGGAGAGUGCCGUGAUGAAUUGCCUCAAUAAAGUCCUGCCAAGUUUGUUGUUGUUACUUUCAGCCAACAUGACCCCAGCUGCCUGGAACAGCAGUGGUGUUGUUGAUCAGAGCAUGAUGUUAUCGCAGUGUAUGCUCAAACUCUACAAGUGUGAUACAACGGGAAAGCUUUUAACACUAAACAUGGACAGUCAGAAUCAUGACUUCAUUUCUCCAAGCUCUUCCCUGUUUGGAAAAUAUCUGCGUCUUGUGAAACCGUGUUUGGAUAGAGACAGAUGGAAGAGAAAUCCUUUUGUUCAAGCCUCUUUCAUUCACUUGUUAACGAGUGUUAAGCAGUCUUCUAUCAGUGAACAUCUGACAGACAUUUUACCACCAUCGCUCAACUUCAUUGAUGAUUUUGUUGUUGAAAACAAAAUAUCUGGGAUAAAGUGUCUCCGUCAUAUUAUUGCCAAUACAUCAUCCGAGGAAUUGCGGUGGUACGGCAGAGCUGAAGUAGUGUAUGAAGCCGUCAAACACCAACUGUACACAAAGAAUGCAACCUUGCUACAGGAUGCUAUUCCCACUGUGUUGGCUGUUGUCAGAGUUGUUGAACGAACACCAGACAACAUCCAUUCUGGCCUCCUAUUGGACGUUAACAGAUAUGAUGAAAUAUUCCAGAUGCUGUUGCAUGAUGCAGAAUUGGAAAACAACAUUCACAUACGCCGAGCUCUCACAUCACAUCUGUGGAAGUUUGUCGACGAACUGGGAAUCGGUGUCGUCAGACACAUGAAAAAUGUUGUCCAUCUUGUAUCAAACUUUCUGGAAAUCUAUGAUGGCCCUGAAGAAACAUCACGGUUGAAUGCUCUGAUGAUGCUCAAAUCCCUCAUCAAAAAUGCCUGGCCCAGAGUCUACAGUCAUUGUGAGGAGAUACUCAAGUGCCUGUUGAAGCUCUUGUAUGAUCUUGCUGUUGAUGAAACAACCACAUCUAAGGAGGUGAAGGACAAUCUUCAUGAUGAAUCAGUGUCCUGCUUAGUCUUGUUACGGUACUGCUGUCCUCGACUGGUAGAGUCCUAUUUAAAUGAACUGAACAAACCAGAAACUGCUGAAUGUAUCAGGGAGACUGUACAGCUGGUCAUGCAAGCUGAUGUUCCGUGUUGUUGAAUUUUAUUAAAAUCGAUGUGAUAAAUAAAUCUGGAAGUUGGAACACUCAUUAAA